Amoebophrya sp. A25 is the source of this 5665-nucleotide messenger RNA. Lineage: Eukaryota; Dinophyceae; Syndiniales; Amoebophryaceae. The record is from the annotation of a GenBank genome assembly.
UGGCACGAUGUCAUGCGAAGCGGGUCAUACAGGAGUUGUCCCUGCCUCCUCAUCUUCAUCCGCCGUGCGGCGUAUGUCGAUGCUCGACAAACCAAAAGGCAACUACGAGGAGUGGAGUCAUCUUGUCACUUUUCCGAAACGGGCCAAUGGCACUCAAUUCAUGCUGCAAGAACAAUGGUUCCGCAGGCUGUUAUUGGCUGACAUUGACCUGUCGACAGCGCCGCCUGCCGAUGUGAGCAAUGCGCAAGGCGACGUGAAAUACCUCAGCUUGGCACAGCUUUUGCAUUAGGGUGAUGCUGAGCAGUACGUAGCUAGAAGUUUUUAGUUAAUGAAGUUUCUUUUCGCGUGUGGGCUUGACUUGAUCAUGGGCAUUUUCUAGCCCAAUCAUUUCGCGUGGGCAUUUGAUAUUGAUCGUUGUUGUAGUACUUUUUAUUACAAGUGAGCCGGCUAAAGCUAAAAAAAGAAGCAAGUUCCUUUCCACUACUCUAAUUUCCUUUACGCUCAAAGCACCGAGUGGUUACGCAAGCAGACUACUACGAGAGUCAUCGAAAUUUUCUAGCUAUGCUAGAGGAACGACUCUUGGUAGUACUAGGAGAGUACCUAGUGGAGUCUCUGGUAAGCGACUAUUGCAACUCACCAGCUGGGAGAGAAGGGGGAAAAGCAACGGUAGAUAGAGAUAGAGGUAAGGACGAGGACGCGAAUGGAGGAGCCAAAGAGGAUGAAGACGAGUUGAAAAGAAGACAGGCGUUCUGGGCAGCGUGGAGACAUGAAGCGUUCGGUGUGGCGUUACCGGAGGAUAGUAAACGACCGAUCGUAGCCUCAAAACCAGCCGAGUCGAUGGUCGAUGAUGAUAGUAUAAAACAAGAGGGUGUUCUCGGAAAUUAUGAGCUAUCCGGUGAAGAUCAUGCAAUGCCAAAAAUUCCAAUACUGAAAAUCAACAACGUCGAAGCUAUAGUAGCAAUUGGCACGAAACAGCCAGAAGUCCCUGCGCCACCUCUUCCAACCGCUACAGCAUUUCGUUCGGUCUUCCUCGGUAAGAGUCUCAUCAAGGGAUCCCAACUAUACGAGCGCAGUUCCGGCUACCGCGCCUUGGGUCUUAGAGCAGUGUUACUCAGCGGUGCUCAUGCAGCUCUACGUCUUCAUGACGGGGUCAAGGAUAAUUCUGUGUGGUACUGUUUCGAGCUACCUCCUGAGCAUGAUGCGAUGAUGGGAAGGCGCAUUCGCAACGUCGUGGAAACCGUUGAGGACGGCUCAGCAACGGCGAGAGGAGGGGGCGCUACGCAUCGACGGAGGUCGACUUUGAUGAUGGAGACACCGCGAAUGAUCGAGAUGGACGCUGGAUGUGGGAGUGCAACAGCAAGAGCUCGCCAGUUGUUUCAAGACCGGGUGAAUAAGGGUCGCUUAACCGUGCGGCAGGCGCAUGCACAAAUUGAAGAGCAGAACGCUGUCGUUUUUGGGAGUAACGCUAACGAUCAGAUUCAGCAGAACACGACUGUGAACUUGAGUGGAACGAUACAGCAGCAUCAACAACACUCUGGUCCACUUGGUCGUCCGCGACGCGCAACAUUGCAACUCACUGAGCUGCAAAUUGAUGAGGAUAUGCCAACCAUCACUCCUCGUAAUCGCCAACAGGAACACCAGACAGUGGGAGUAGUUGGAUUAAUAGAUUCUUCUGCAGUGGGCGAUGAUUUUCCAGCCACUCCGAGUCAAAAGGAGACACCGACACCGGUUAACAAGACAGGCUCAUUUGGUACCAGCGCUACGUCUGGGCUUGGAGGGGAAACGCCGCCUCCAAAUUUUCAGGUUGGUACUCCGGAUACACCUGAGGAUACAUCAAGUGGAUCACUUUUAGGGCCAAUGAAGACUGAGAAGCCUCCACUGAAUAUGAAACCUCUUCCGCUUAUCACGAAGUUGAAUCUCGCGACGAUACAUGACGAGAAGUCAUCGGCGGACCAAGAACCACUGGAUUCAGCACGUGGAGGCGGACGCGAUACUGAUAGAGAGACAGGUCGUGAGACGCAUAGAGAUCGUGGCGACGAGACGCACAGAGAGGCUCCUGUACAAGAUUCACAAGAGGAGAAAUACGAAAUUCCACAUGGUUACUUCUUCUAUCAUGCCACGUUGUGUGCAGGUGUGUGGGACGUCAGCAAGGCUGAGAAACAAGAGAGGCCUACUUCAAAGACACAAGCACAGCUUGAGGAUCAGAACGUCAAGACAUCUUCUUCAACUAUAGCACAUGAUACACAUACAUCUUCAACAACCAUACAGUCAUUGUCCUCAACAUUGCUGCCAGACACUCCAGUUUGCGUUGUUCGAGAACAGACCGUCGUACAGGGUAGCCGGUUGCUGCGGUGGGACAUCGUGCAAGCCUCCCAGACCCUGAUGACCAAGAUCCGCGAUGCCAAAGAGCAACGUCGACAAAGUUUUCUCCCAAAGCGGAGUGCUAGAACAAGGAAAAUAUUUAUGAAGACGCCACUCAUUUUUGAGAAUCUCAAAAAUUAUAAUAUCGGGGAUCUUCGUUCCUGUUCCUAAGUAAGAAAGAAGACAAUAAGGGGGAACGACAUUCCCCUAUCGACAUUCUCACUGAGUGGAAGCAUUCAGAAUAGCAGAUAAGCGAGACGGAAGUGUCUCAUCAUCAUCUGAAAAAUCGCCAACGUCCUCGCAAGGGUCUUCUGGUGGUGGAAGUCCGGACAAGGACAAGGCUGUUCCUGCUGAUCAUGUUGUCGAGGAAGAAAUUUUGGAUAUUUGGGAAGACGCGUUGUCUCACAACCCGCAGGCUCUGCGGUACGGUAAGAAACUGAAGGCUGCUUUUGAACAAGAGCUGAUGGUUAAGCUGACUGCGCGCAGACGCCAAGAGGAUGCCUACAGCUUCGAUAAAGACAGAGUCGCGCGUAUAACAGAAGCAAGAACAUCAACGUUGAUGUUGAAUAACGGAUCAUCUUCUACUUGUGUAGGUGUAGCUCCUCCAGCAGCUGAGCAGGUGGGCCAGGGUGUGGCUGUGGGAGGCCCAGGGCUUGCAAGCCUACGCAAAGAAAUGGUCGUACGGGCGCAGCAACGCAGUGCUGAAGUAAAACAAGAGGACGAGCGUCAAGUAGUUUUUCAGGAAUGUAACGACGAAAAGGAUUCGAUUGAGGAAAAGGAAAAGCGGAGUUCACGCGUUUCCGAGCUCAGUACCGCAUCUCUUGAAGAUAUCGUGCUCUCAGGUCCUCUGGGGAAGCUGAUGUCGUCCAACAAGUGUAAAGAAUAUGCAUUGUCACCUGAUGGUGCGAGGAAUAGGUACUUGAAUAGGGUGAUGAAUUUUUGUCUGGAUUUCUCUAACUGCGAACUGUAACUAUGAAUGUUAAUAAUAGGAGCAUAAUGAUAAUGUAGUGUUAAUCGAUUCAAUGUAUGUUUUCAGAAAACUUAAAUUUUUUAUAUUUUUUGUUUGAAAGGUUUCUCCUUCUCGUAUCCUUCUUUGAUGAGUUGUACAACGAUAAACUCUCUCCCCUUCCAGUCCAAUGACCGCCGCUACUCCGCCAUCUGCGGAGAAAAAGGGUUUGCUAACCGAAUUCCGUAAGAGGAUUUCGACUGCAAGGCUUUCUGCGCGCAACAAGAGGACUAGUGUGCGAAGUCCUUCACCGCACUUGCCAAGUGGUCCCGCAAUGCAAGGGCUAUAUCAGCGUGUGCGUCUAAGUCUGCGGAAAGCGGAAACGCCUGGGCAAAGACGGGAAUCUGUGGCGCUUAAUUCGGCAAGAUUAUCCCAAGUUUGCGAGCAGGGUGCUGUUGGGGUUGCUGUUGUGGAUUCUGAUUCUUCGCGACCAUUGGGUGAAAGAGAAGGGAGUGCCAUUUAUGCAGACGAGUCUGAUGCGAAAAAUGGAGCUGAAGACGAAAACUGCCCUGGACGAUCAAUUAAUGGAGCAGAUCCGUCUGGAACAUAUCAAGUCGAUGUGACCAGAACUCUCUCUAGCGGCUCGUAUUCAGCACAACAUCAAGGUGAUGCCACUGAUUACGAGAGUUGUGACGAGUCAGUGGCGCCUCCACUAGUGCGGAAAAAAAUUGCCAGCCCAGGCCAAGACAACAGCUGUGCGUCGGCCUGCAGUACUCCAUCAACGGCUUCAGCGUCGAACUCAGUCUCCACAGACUCGGUGCUCCCACCUAGUAAUCAUGGCUCUUCGUCUGAUGUUAAAAAUGUGCUUGGGGUGGAACAACAACAAAGUAAUGUCGCGGCUACAGGAGGUGUCGAAGGCCAGCAAGUAUCUUCUGAAGAUGUUGAGCAAGUAUCUUCACCUUUGAGCUUGAAGAAUACUUCCGCACUUCUAGCAAACCGACUCCCUAGUCUACCCAGCAACUCUACGUCUCCGCUAUCUACGGGCGUUGCGCAAGAGCAAGAGAUUGCUGCCGCUUCAGGAGCGAGGAGGAACGUGUUCCAGUAUCCCAGACUAAUGCCCCCACCAGCAGGAGCCGCCUUUAAGGGGACUAGAGUCAGAAGCAGCAGCCGUAGUAAUUUUGCACGCGUGCGGAUGAAGCUGCGCGCGACUAGCAGAACGCCAUCUACAAGACGACAAGAACUUCUCACAGCAAUGGUUGAGCAGAACAAGAAUUUCGUUAAUACAAAAGCGAGCUACAACAAUGCUAAUGUUAAGGGUUACACAACCUUUUUGCAUUCCCUUUACCCACAAGCAUCCUAUGCUUUUUUCAAGUAGAAAAUAAGUAAAGAAUGUUCUGAGGAAUGCAAUUGCGGACUCGCUAAUAAUGGCAAUGCUAAUGGUAGCCCACAGCUUUCUUCUGGGACAGGUUCCAACCAUAGUUCCUCCCCUCCGUCUUAUCAAAUUGGUAAUCUGAAAUCAAGUCCAACGACUGGAACUGGAGGAGGAAAUGGUGCGCACCAGGUUUCAAGGAGAGUAACCCCAGUUGGCAUCAUUCAGGAGCAACCAUUCGCCACGAAGAAUAAUGUCUUCCGUUUCGAUCCUCGUGGACGCGCUGGUCAAAUACCGGACAUGCAGCAAGGGGAUGAAUUGCAAUUACUAGCGCCACCAGCAGCUGCAGCCAGAGGACGAACGCCAACGCUGGCAGGGAGAUUGCAGACGGUGAGAAAGUUAAGGUUUGUAGAAUGAUGUAAGUCUUCUAGUUUUUGUCCUCUCUGCUCUUUUUCGAAGUAUUGCUGUAGCAUGGGCAUUCAAUCUCAGUUUCAAGAGUUUGCGGCACCGACGUCUGUUCUCCUCUAAUAUAAACGGAGCGCAAAAAGUCUUCGGGGAUGCUUUCGAAUUACACGAAAGUUGUUGGCCCAGUGAGUGCGCGAAAUAAGAUAGCUAUGCGGUAUCUGAAAAGCAUCCAAGGGGAGGAGGCGCCGGCAGGACCCUGAAGAUACCGCUUUAGGUCAGCUUCAUAGAAGAAACAAGAAGCAGAAUUGAAACUCUAAUUCCGAUGAAUGUGUCUCGACUAAAGAAUAGCUCCACACAAUAUCAUAGAUCACAAGCAAUCUAGCACUGUAAGGAAGGAUAUCUCUCUCUCAAGUGGAAAUGAGUUAUUGUAGUGAAGAGCCUGUUGAAACCAUGUUGUCCGUAGAAAUCCAACUUUUUUAGAUAACUGAAUCCCACUUGACAUGGAGGCCUGUUUCCAACGCACUGACGUAGAACGCAACAUGACAGUACCUUCAGGAUCGGUGCUUGCUCGAUUUCGAGAGGAG